Molecule: messenger RNA, 1851 nt
Organism: Vitis vinifera (wine grape)
Lineage: Eukaryota; Viridiplantae; Streptophyta; Magnoliopsida; Vitales; Vitaceae
Exons: 6
Coding region: 76-1338 (420 amino acids)
Cellular component (GO): nucleus
Source: RefSeq, a predicted model, not a curated record
CAGAGAAGAGGUUCCUAAAGCGUAAAGUAUAAAGGAGCAUCAAAAUCAAAUAACAGCAACCUGAACAGAGCUGAAAUGGAGAGCUCGGUUCCAACAGAGGAGAUGUUAGAAACCCUAACGAAGAGAGGAUGGUGUUUUGGGAACGUAGAAGAAGUGAAAGCAGUGAUCAUGAUCAAUUCAGCUUUGCACGACGAAGGCUGUACUGUCGAUUCCGUUGAAUCGGAACUUGCAAACAUGGACUUGAGAUCCAUCGGAGCCAAGUCCUUGCCCGAUCCAUCUCUUCUCCGCAAAUCUUCUUAUCUCCACGGCCCCAAAGUUCUUCAGAUAUCUUCUGUGAGGGACAUAUCCCAAAGUAGCAUUGCCGAUUCUUCCGGAAAUUCAAGUAGCCGGAGGCUCCUAAGGUUGAAUCUCACUGAUGGUUGCACUGAGAUGACUGCUAUAGAGUAUUCUCCCAUACCAGCGAUUCCUGAUAAUGUUGUUCCUGGUACUAAGGUUCGUUUGGAAAAAAAAGCUGCAAUACAUAAUGGUAUAAUAUGUUUGAAUCCUAAAGUAAUAACUGUUUUAGGAGGUGUUGUCAAAUCCCUUUAUGAAGAAUGGCAGAUGAACCAAAAGUAUUCAGGUUUUUCACGUUCAUCCUUAAGGCUAUCACAGGAAAGUGGCACUGGUGGCCCUCCACCUUUUGAGAAGCUGCAAAUUGGGGCACCCACACGUCGGUCUUCUGAGCAAGGGAGAAUUUCUUCUUGCUAUGGAUCAACAUCCAAGAACAUGAGACCAACUGUUGCGGAAACUAGACAAAUGGGAAGAGAUCAUAACCUUCAUUUGAAAGCAGAAAAUACAGAGGAUGAUCUCAAAGCAGCCUCCCUUAUUGAAAGAACUGAAGAAAAACCAAGUAGCUCAGAAAUGAGACCAAAAGAAGUGGCUGAAUCUGUACCUGUUCAGAAUCAAGCAGCUGCUCAAAAACUUCUCCAGAAGAUGAAUAAUCCAAAUCGGGAUGAUCGGCAUUCCAAAGGUCGAAAACAUAGGGGAAAGGGGAAGCAAGAAGAGGCGCCAGUCUACACUCUAGAUGAAUGGGAAAAGAGAAAAGCUGGGCCAAAAACUUCAAUAAAAGAUGAGCUUACAGAUGUUAGCCGGGAUGAGGAUCUUGCAUGGCAGCUUCAAAAUCAACUUGAUGUGGAAGAUAAUGUGCUGAGGGAUACUCACAAGGCAGAAGCAGAGAAUAUAAGAAUGAGCAUGUUCAAUUAUGAAAGAGAUGAGGAUAGGAACCAGGGAACUCGUCAUAGAGGAAGGGGAAGAGGCAGGGGAAGAGGUAGAGGAAGAGGCAAAGGGAGAUUUGGUUGAUCAUUUGGCCCACUUCUCAUUAUUAUUUCGCCCAUAUUACCAAAUUUUGUCUGGUAACUACUUUUUCCUCAACUUGUGUUCAUUUGAAUGCCAUUUUGAAGGUGCUGACUCCUAAAUUUGUAAAGAAUUCUCUUGUCUAUCUGUGCUUUUUCUGAGUUGUGUAACAAAAAGGUUCCAUUUUUUCCUCCUGAAGGUUUUGAUUGUCAGCAGAGAUCGGGACCCAGUUUCAACAACCCUGCAUUAUGAUCUCACGGCUCCCAUAUCAUAGAGACGAGUUUGUAUUUAAGCAACACAGGCUGCUUCUUUUACCUCACAUUUUAAUGAGUCCAUUUUUACAGGUCCCAAGUUUUGCCUUCAUUUUAGCCUCUUUUUCCCUUUUCCAAUGGUUUCUAAGCUGUUGUGCUUCCACAUAAACAUCGGCCUCUUUCCUUUGUGUAUGCCUUUCUAGUUGGGGGAUUGUGAACUAAUAUGUGGAUUCCCUGUGAUAUAUUUGGAUUUAAUGUUUUUAGAUAA